AGAAAAAUUACAGAGACAUGUACGUGAAGCUCCUCACCAUUGUCUUCUUCAGUCUACUCUCUCAACUCCCAAAAUCUUCUUCCCAAGUUAUUGACUUCACUUACAAUGGUUUCCGUCCUCCAUUGACUGACAUAUCCCUCCAAGGGAUCGCCACAGCCACCCGCAAGGGUCUCUUGAAGCUAACCAACUACACCGUGCAGAAAACGGGACACGCCUUCUACACCAAACCAAUCCGUUUCAAAGAUUCUCCAAACGGCACCGUUUCUUCCUUCUCCACAACUUUCAUCUUCGCUAUUCAUUCUGAGAUCCCGAUACUUAGUGGCCACGGCAUAGCUUUCGUCAUUGCUCCUAACGCAAGUCUCCCUAAUGCAACAUCAGGUCAAUACAUGGGUGUCUUCAGCAUCGCAAACAACGGUAAUGACACAAAUCAUGUCUUUGCUGUCGAACUGGAUACCAUCCGGAGUAGCGAGUUCAAUGAUACGGACGAUAACCAUGUCGGAAUCGAUAUAAAUAGCUUAAAGUCAGUGAAAAGUUCGCAUGCUGGGUACUGGGACAAGAAAGGUCAGUUUAAGAAUAUGACUUUGAUCAGUCGCAGACGGAUGCAAGUUUGGGUUGAUUAUGAUGGUCAAACCCAUCAAAUCGAUGUAACAAUGGCCCCUUUCAAACAUAAUAAACCAAAAAAAGCUCUUCUUUCUUCUGUCAGAGAUCUAUCUUCGGUUUUUUUGCAAGAUAUGUUCGUAGGUUUCUCGUCUGCGACCGGCUCUGUCCUGUCGGAACAUUAUGUUCUUGGGUGGAGUUUCCAGGUGAAGGGGAAUGCUCCGGCUUUGGCUUUAUCAAAACUUCCAAAACUUCCAAACUUUACGAGAGGGCCCACGAGAAUCCACCGCUUCUAUAAGAAUGGGAUGCCGUUAAUUUCACUCUUGCUAAUACCCGUUUUGAUUAUUUACUCGCUCAUCUUCCUCGUGCGGAUCAUCAUGAGGAGGAGGCAAAAGUUUGAGGAGGAGCUCGAAGAUUGGGAAACAGAAUCCGGAAAGAGCCGUAUGAAGUUCAAGGACUUGUACUAUGCCACCAAAGGGUUCAAGGAGAAGGAUCUUCUCGGAUCUGGUGGUUUUGGAAGCGUUUACAGAGAAUAUGACCAACUAGAGGUUGAAAUGAUCUUGAAGCUAGGUUUGUUAUGCUCUCACUCCAACCCACAAGCAAGACCAACUAUGAGACAAGUGUUACAUUAUCUAAGCGGAGAUGCAGUGCUACCAGAUUUGUCACCAUUAGAAUUUCGUGGGCUGGGAAUCCACCACAGAAUUGGUGAGCUAGACAUGUUUACAUGUGGAUCUUCGAUGGUUGAUUCUAUACUCUCCGGUGGGAGGUGAUUUUGAAUAUCAGAAUGCUUGUGUCUUAAAUUACAGACUGUAGAAAGUACUAUCCGCAUGAGAUAUGGGACCGUGUUGUAGCUUUACGUGAAAUAAAUGAAAUUACUCUUGCAUUCAUUGUAGAGGUGGUUGAUAGCUGGUUGAAUGGACGCUU
Messenger RNA from Eruca vesicaria subsp. sativa (arugula), 1521 nucleotides. NCBI's taxonomy places the organism in Eukaryota, Viridiplantae, Streptophyta, Magnoliopsida, Brassicales, Brassicaceae. The record is from the annotation of a GenBank genome assembly.